AUCGCGAAUUAAUUUUUCCACUUUCGGCGAUUCAAAAGUUCGUUAUUUUGAAUUUUUAAGAUUAUUACUCUUCAGUGAUGGUAGCCAUAAAUGCCAUUAUUCAAACAGUAAACUUUCACGUACAUCUUCAGUUAUUGUGAAAAUUAGAACAGUUUACUAGCGGACAAAAAUGAAUUCCAAUGUUAUUACCUCAAGUUCAUUUACAUCCAAGGACCUCCUUCUAAGGAAACUGUAUUAUUCAAUAGUGAGCAGUGUGUUUUCUCAACUAGCAUUACUACUGGUGUAUGUACUUUUAUCUAACAUCAAUAUUCUACAUCCAAUUGACUGGGUUCUGUCUACCUUGAAGACUUUUACAUCAUUGACCACAUGGCUGUUUGUGAUACCUUUCAUAACACUAGUAUUCGCACAGAGUAUAAUUUGUGCAAAGGAUUAUGUAUUCAAAUCCAGUUAUUGUUCAACUAGGUUCCAGAAAUUCAUCUCAAUUUUCUCAGUCCACAACAUAGUUCUAUUGGCAUUGAAUAUCAUUGUUGGAACUACUUCUGUGUGGUUGUUUUCAUCACUUGGUGGAACUCAAUACCAAUACCUGACUAGGAACUGUAAAGGGCAAAGUUAUUGCUUAAAUGAAGGCAGUUUUUUCCUUAUUUGUAGUGGAUUCUGGACUGGAUUUUACUAUUUCAUGAAAAUAUACUUAUCAGAGAAGCAUUUAUCAUUUCCUGUUAUCCAGCAAAAGAAGCUGCUUCAGUUCAAGUCACAAUUACUACCUUUCCUAAAAGAAAGCUUCUCAUCUUCCAUUUGGCCUAUGGUUUAUUUUUUAUGUUUAUACAGAGCAUGGGGAAACAGUCUCAGUGAAAGUUUCUGUUCAUUUUUUGGACUAGGCCAAGAAGAAAGCAGUGACAGUCCCAUGAUUUACUUCUACCUCUGGAUGUUUGGAGCUUUGUUUCAUUUCAACAUGAAACUCAUGAGGUUUUUCUUCAAUCUCUUCCUGACUGAACCCAUUGAGUUCCCCUUGUGCAAAAUAUCACCAGACUCAUUGAGUUUGCAAGAGGGCAUAAUGAUAUCAGAUCUACCCAUCAUCCAAAAUCUAGCUUGUUUGGAUCUGUCCACCCUGUCCAGAUGGUCAAAACACAGGAGACAGGUACUGUUCACUCUGUCACAUCCUGGAGGACAUCCUCAUAACUGGAACAUCUUGACAGAAAACCUACUCAAACUAUUGACUGCAUAUUCUGAACUUCUCAGUAAAUCCACUGACACUGCUGAGACCAUCAAAACACCUGCACCAGUAACUUAUCAGAGCCCUAUCCAAUCACCUGGGAGGUUCAGGAAUUUACGCAACAUGUCUUUGAUGUCUGACAGGGGCAUUGCUGAUAUUGUUGAUGUCACUCAUGCCCCUUUGGCAGGUCUUUCUGUGCCAAACACACUAUUCCACAAGCUCACCCAGAAAAUCAACAACACCUUGGAAGUCCUCAAAGUUGUCUUUGGGAUCAACUUCAUAUUCGGGGAGUUGCCGCAAGCUAAUAUACAAAAAUGCUUGGCCAAUGGACUCAUCAUCAUCUGGAGCAGCCAAGGGAUAUCUGAUUUGGUUUGUGCUUCCAUUGAGGAAGACCGUUUUGGGAUAGUGCAGAAGGAUUUACCAGCGAUAAUAACGGCCUUGGUGCAUUUGAAGCAGAAUUUGGAUAAGCUCAACAAGGUCCCGGCGCUUACUAAGAAGAUCGCGGGGUACGACGAUUUCAACUACAAGAUGAAGGGGGCCAUCAGUGGGGCGUUGAAGAGGAGUUUGUUCAAUAUUUGUAGGACUUUCGGGAAGUUUUUGGGCGAGUUUCCGCUGAACAAGGAUGUGGUGUUGUACUUACAAACGAUUUAUAAGAGUUAGCACAUGUUAGGGUUCUUUGAUUAUUUGUCAUUUGAUUUUUUAUUGCUUCUGAGAAUUUUGAGAGACUGACUCAUUACAUUUUGUGAAUGCAUUUGUUUAUAUUUUGUACUGAAUAAAUUGAAUUAUGAUGG
Phaedon cochleariae (mustard beetle) is the source of this 2001-nucleotide messenger RNA. The record is from the annotation of a GenBank genome assembly. Lineage: Eukaryota; Metazoa; Arthropoda; Insecta; Coleoptera; Chrysomelidae.